UGCAUACAAAUUGAUUUGUUUUCUGAUAUAAUAAAACUGAAUUCUGUAACUGAAAAUAAUCGGACAAAUGAACCUGGCUGAAACUAAAUUAUGAUAGCUGUUUAAAUAUACCAAUUUUAUUUGAUCUAAAUAGAUGACUAACUUUUAUAGCUGUCAGCAUUUAUACUUCUAAUGUAUUUUUAUGUCUUUUCCAUGUUCACCGCUUAUCGUAAAUAUUUUAAGGACACGUUGUAAAAAUAUGUCACCAUAUUUUUGUUAGUCAUCCGAGUGCAGUACUUCGGCAGCGCCAGUCCAGCAUGACGUAAUUUGUGAGAGAGGCAGGGGAGGCCAGCGAGAGCGGCAGACAGACAAACUGAGGGAGGAGAGGCCGCGCAGGCGCACGGGCAUCCGAAACUGACAGGAAAGGCAGUGCAGCAUUCCCAUCGCUUCGCGGAUAGAAGCGCAUCUUUACACGGACAGCAUCCACAGCAAGAGUACCUGAACCGUGGGGAAACGCAGAUUAAUUGUGUACUACUGUAAAAAAGCAACUCAAACAUGUCUGUGGGUGGUGACUUUGGGAACCCUUUGAGAAAAUUCAAACUCGUUUUUCUAGGGGAGCAAAGCGUUGGGAAAACGUCCCUGAUCACAAGGUUCAUGUAUGACAGCUUCGACAACACGUACCAGGCUACCAUUGGAAUCGACUUCUUAUCAAAAACAAUGUACUUAGAAGACCGAACGGUUAGGCUGCAGCUGUGGGACACGGCGGGACAGGAGCGGUUCCGGAGCCUCAUCCCCAGCUACAUCCGUGACUCCACUGUGGCCGUCGUGGUGUAUGACAUCACGAAUGUUAAUUCCUUCCAGCAGACUUCAAAAUGGAUUGAUGAUGUCAGAACAGAAAGAGGAAGUGAUGUCAUCAUCAUGUUAGUGGGCAAUAAAACAGACCUGGCAGAUAAGAGGCAAAUUACAAUUGAAGAGGGAGAGCAGAGAGCCAAAGAGCUGAAUGUAAUGUUCAUCGAGACCAGCGCCAAGACGGGGUAUAACGUCAAGCAGCUGUUUCGACGUGUGGCAGCCGCCCUGCCAGGGAUGGAGAGCAUGCAGGAGACGAGCAAAGAAGGCAUGAUUGACAUCAAGCUGGACAAACCACAGGAGCCCCCAACCAGUGAGAGUGGCUGCUCCUGUUAAUGCACAGGACUGAACUGGGCAGCUUCAUUUAUCACAUGCUUGUUGUGUUGCUUCCUAUUGGUUAGCUUCCAGUUGAGUUUUCAGAUAUUUGGAUAUUUGGCCUUUUACAUCUGAUUGGUUGGAACUAGUGUAACUUCAAUCUUCAGUUGUAAAAUAUUGUACUUUAUUAACCAAAUUGCCAAAAAGUUUUAAAAAUUCAAAAAUGAAAAAAAAAGACAAAGGAAAAAAUGGUAGAUUAAUUUAAAAUGUGUGUAUACUUUUUUGAAAAACUAGAAUGGUACAGUUUUUUGUUUUGUAUUUUUGUAUACAUAAGGAAAAGCACUAAAAAUGAUGCAGACAACCUAAGUAUUCCGCUUGUUCAAGAGUGAGAGGGAUUGGGCUGGAUAGUCCAAUAAAAAAAUAGCAUUCCUAAGUGAAUAUACACAGCAUGCAUGCAAGCAGUUUUUGAGCGUUAAUUCCGUCUGCUGGUGUACACGAGUUUAAAUUGUUAAAGCUUAUUAACACCUGUGACUUUAUGCAUCACGUGGAAAGUUAUCUCGUCCAACAUUCCUGUAAAAAACUGGAUUUGAGUAUAUGAUUUAAGAAUUUGUUUUCAGUCAGUUGUAUGUGUAAAUGUUACCUAUCUAUACAAGCAACUUUAGAUAGCAACUGGACCUUUUGAACAAGCCAUGUCCUUUGCAUAUUGAUCGUUUUUGCUGAUGGAGUUUCACGAGCUUUCCUGAGCACUGAAACAUGCUACACAGUACUGUAUAUAGUGUUUAUAUAAUUGUGAUCACUCUUUGUUAGAUGCAGUCCAUAUUCACCCAUGCGGAAGGUACACAGCAGGUUUUAAGAAUCCAAGGGCUUCACUCUGGCCUUUGUCUUUUCCCACUGACAGCCACGCAUUCGCUGCACGGUGUCUUAACUGCAGUCUAUUGUGUCACGUCCUUACUCUCGCUCCAAUCCGCUGGUCAAAAUUGCGUUGGUAGCUGAUCUGUCCCACUCCGUCUACCAACAAUACCUCUUAAGAAUUUGGGCUUUUCUGGCCUCGUCUCCACAAAAAAAUUAAUGGGAGACAUGACUGGCGAUAGACUGCAGUAGUUUGCACAUUUAGUCUUUUGCGCUUAAAGCUAGGAAAGUAGCUACAAUUAGCAUGGAGCAAAGGGAUGACCACUCCAGAGGCUGGGCGUCCUGAGAUCGUCUGCCCGACAAAAAUAAAAUGUAGGUCUGCUUUGCUGAAAAACAACCGAUAUCAAAACACUUUGCUGCUUUUGCGAGACUGUCUUGGGGGGACUACGGAGCUCACUUGGCAAGAAAAACUCAGUUCAUUAGCAUGGUGCGACUUCUGCAGGUUUGUUUGUGAAAAUUUUAAAAAGGAAAAUAAAAUCAAUAAGAAACGGCAAAGGAACUUCAAAACAUUGAGAUUUUUGGUGGCCCAGUGGUUAGUGAAAUAGUUUUUAUUUGCCUUUGUCUUUCGUGUGAGACUUAAAUGCACUUUUUGUAUGUUUUGACAAUGUAAUACAUGCAUAGUAGCCUUCGCCAUUAAUGGAAUAUAACACACAUCUUCAUAGAAGCUAGAAUAUCUCCAAUUGAUAUUAUGUUUUUAAAAAUGCAUUAUUAUUAGAAAGCUAUCUUGAAUAAGGCUAACAUUGUCAAACUCAAUUCAACCAAAAUCUUCCUGCAGGAACCUCUGAAAAGAUAUGGCUGGAUUAAGAAUACUGUAUGUACUGUAGUAUGUUACUGCAGUAUGAUGUUUCUGAAUGCUUUUAGAAGAGCUGAACAUGAGAUGGUUUCAUUGUGUCUGUAGGACUGUGUAUUAGACCAGGCUACCACCCCUUUCAAUCAAAGAAAAUGAAAAUACCCAGAACAAAUGCCAUUUUACAACAAAAUAUUUACAUAUCUAUUUAUUGCCCUUGCUCUGACUGACAAUAGGGGUCUUUGGCUGUAAAUUUGUCUGUUAAUCUGAAAUGUUAAAAGUGCACUGUAGAUUCAUGUCUUUCUCUUCUUGUUUUCAACAUAAAUGUUUAUUGCUGCCUGUCAGGACUGCAGAAGGGGUAGAAUAUUCACAUGCUCACUGGACAAAUAGCUAGAGAGCCUAACCCCCACUCACCCCCUCACCCCACACUGUAAAAUACCAUGGCACAUAUCCACCAUAGUUGUAAAGGAAGCCUAGAAGGCCUCCUCUUAGGUGUCCGUGUUAGCCCUUGCUUCGAUUAGCUUUUCUCUCCCGUUUCCUUGUUUAUUACACUGGUGCCUUCUUGGAACACUUCUUGGCAUGCCAUGUGCUCCUUGUGGGGGGUCUAGAACGUUAUACAGUGGGGCUUUUGGGCAUAGAAGGGAAAACCUGGGGGUUUUGGGGUGGGGAGUACUUUUUAAUUGGUUAAAUGACAUGUGUAUUCGUCAUUCGUUUUCCAUGUACCUAGAAUGUGUCAGACCAUUUCUUUUUUUUGCAGUCACCUCUGAAGCCAGGCCUGGAGUGUCAGCAGAAACCUCCCACGUAGGGAAGUAACCAACUCAAAGUACUUCCCUACUAAGUUUCAUUUGGCUAGGUUUUGAGAGGGAGGACUGGCAUUCCCCCAGCUUCCACACAACACUCCUGGGGGCUCAUUGUGCUUUCUGUAGCAUCGCGUCAAUGUCACGGCAACGCCGAGGGAACGUUGUGCACUAGCUGGGGUCCUGCUAGGCAGGGCGAGGCCAUUCGUGACCAGGGAAGGCUCUUCAUUCACAAUGUAUAGAGAUUUAGCAUGUCUGUCUAAAGAUCAAUAAAAAUGUCUUAUUACCAAAAA
Molecule: messenger RNA, 3926 nt
Organism: Conger conger (European conger)
Lineage: Eukaryota; Metazoa; Chordata; Actinopteri; Anguilliformes; Congridae
Product: ras-related protein Rab-6B-like
Exons: 8
Coding region: 535-1161 (208 amino acids)
Molecular function (GO): GTP binding; GTPase activity
Source: RefSeq, a predicted model, not a curated record